Messenger RNA from Spinacia oleracea (spinach), 2093 nucleotides. RefSeq lists its product as uncharacterized. The transcript is spliced from 13 exons. Gene Ontology annotation, molecular function: LPPG:FO 2-phospho-L-lactate transferase activity. The coding region runs from base 100 to 1470 and encodes 456 amino acids. The record is from RefSeq and is a predicted model, not a curated record. Lineage: Eukaryota; Viridiplantae; Streptophyta; Magnoliopsida; Caryophyllales; Amaranthaceae.
AAGGUAGUAACCACAAAAUAAGAUCGAGCAUAUAGGACACGGGCGUUAUCUAAGCUCCCAAUAAUUUUGGGGUUCUGCAAAGAAACCGAUCUCAUAAAAAUGGCGGACACUUUGUUAGGACCCUCCCCUUCACUCUCUCUUCUACUUAAGCCUUUAGCUUUCAUACCUUCCUACCAUUCCAAAUCCACCAUUUCUAAAUUUAAAUGCACUAAUUCUUCGUCUCCUUCUUUAAUGGCUUCCUCCUCAAUCCCUCCUCCUCUACAAUCUUCCACCACCCCUCCACCCUCUCUCCUCGUUUUCUCUGGCGGCACUGCCUUUAAUGGGGUCGUGGAGGAGCUGAAAAAGCUGACAACUCGUGUUGCGCAUGUUCUUCCUGUUUCUGAUGACGGAGGAAGUACAGCUGAGAUCGUUCGUGUACUUGGUGGUCCGGCCGUUGGAGACAUAAGAUCGAGAUGUCUGAGGCUCUCUGACGGAAGUACCGCAGAGGCUCUUGCUGUUAGACAAUUAUUAGGUCACCGAUUACCUCUUCAUGCUAAAGAAGCGAAAUCAGAAUGGUAUGACAUCGUGGAAGGAGAGCAUUCACUCUGGGAGGAAGUAUCGGUACCAUAUCGGGAAACAAUUCGAGCCUUCUUAGUUUACUUUCAGCAACAGAUUCUCAUGAGAUCUGAAGCAAAAUUUUGUUUCAGCAACGGCAGCAUUGGAAAUUUUUUCUUCGCUGGAGCCCGUAUAUUCUUCCAGUCUCUAGAGUCUGCAAUAUUUUUGUUUUCACGUGUUUCAGAGAUUCCCAAAGAAAGUCUUAUUCUCCCGGUCAUAUCCACCAAUGACAGAUUGACGCUGGGCUGUGAGUUAUGGGAUGGAAGAACUAUUCGUGGUCAGAAUGAAAUAUCUCAUCCCACCAAUGGACUCUUAGAGCCUGUAAAUAAGAAACAUUGCUCUGGUCAAGCACUUACUUCAAGAAUAAAGCGGGUAUUCUACAUGUCAAGUGAGGGGCAGAAUUUGUUGCAUGAGGUCUUCCCUCCACCAAAUCCAGCUGUCCUCGACCAGUUGCACAGUGUCAAUUGCAUCGUUUAUUCCAUGGGAUCCCUUUUUACAUCCAUAUGCCCUUCAUUGGUGUUAAAUGGGGUUGGGGAGAUCAUAUCUUCAAGGUCUUGUCAGAAGAUACUUUUGUUGAAUGGGACAUAUGACCGAGAAACAACUGGAUUCUCAACUUCAUGCUUCGUGACUGCAAUUACGGAUGCUCUUAAUAGGACGUAUGGAAAUUCCAAAAAAUGUCUCAUUAAUCCACCAAGUGCGUAUGUUAAUACAAUUUUGGUGCCGCGAAAUGGUGAAAUUCCAGUGGAUUUACCUGCCUUGAAAGACCAGCGAAUAUUUAAUGUGGUCACUGUUGAUUCAUUAGAGGAUCCAAAAGUUGGUAUAACCUUUGACCCCAACUCAUUAAUACAAACAUUGGCAGAUAUACUGAGGCCCUAGCUCAAAUGUAAUGGGAUUGGGAAGUAACGUUCAACUUCGUUGGUUGGAGGGCUGACUGAGGCAAGCAUCAUUCAUCAUGAUUGUUUUCAAGUUCAUGACAAUUAGUUUGCCUUUUCUUUGUGUUCCUGAACACUGCUGAUAUAUAUUUUAUAAUACAUAAAUCACUGGUUGAAAAUAUUAUUUGAGCUGCAAGUUGCUUUUCUUUGGGCAUUCAAAGACGAGGACAACCAUUCAUUGCUCUUGGCCUAGCUACAUCCAAUGUUGUACUGCUUUUGGUAUGCAUUUGAGUUAGAAUUUUGGACAAGAUUCAGUUUGUUUCAUUCCAUCUCUGCUUUUAAACUGUACAGAGAAGAGCUGAUCUUGGAUUGUCUGAGCAACUGGCAUACUGGAACGCGCUUUGUGAAUUUGCAUUGCCAUGUAGGCUUUCCCAUGGGAAUUGCAGAUUUAUAGAAAUACCAUUUAGGUAUACAUUUUUGUUGUAAUUAGGCAGUAGUUCAUUCUUGUGAGUAUGCUACAGUCCUCACCCUAACUUUUAAUUCUUGAUUCAAGUUAACGGUCUUGCUCGAUAUUUGCUCAAAUGAUCAAUUCAAUAGUGGAGUUGUAGACAAGUUAUCUAUCAGUGA